GACGAUGCCUUUAGCUCGAGCUUGGGGCUUCUUCUUCUUCUUCGCAUUUUCUCUGUAGUUCAGGCUUCGCUCGAGAUCUCUUCGCGGGGCAAGAUCACCAGCCAGCGAAAGGGCCUCAGCUCCUCCCAUUUGCUGGUGGGCAAACUGUUAAUCACGUCUUCGAGUUGUCUGGAAGAAUGGAUGUAGGGUGAAGCAAAUCUGGAGAAACAGACUUUCAUAUGCUAAAGAUGAAAAGUAGAGGAAGCACCAGUGGAGGAUUAGGAGGAUGAGUGGAGGAGGAGAGAAAGGCUCGACCACCACGAAAACCCCCGCAGAUUUCCUGAAAUCUAUCCGUGGGAGACCGGUCGUCGUCAAAUUGAAUUCUGGUGUCGAUUAUCGAGGUAUUCUGGCUUGCCUAGAUGGAUAUAUGAACAUAGCAAUGGAACAGACGGAAGAGUACGUCAAUGGGCAGCUGAAAAACAAUUAUGGAGAUGCUUUUAUUCGAGGAAAUAAUGUUCUGUACAUCAGCACUUCAAAGCGGACUCUGGCAGAUGGAAUUUAGCAUUGAUUGUGCUACUUAAUGUGGCGUGAUGGAGUUAUGUGGUCAUAACUUUUGAUGGGUGCAUUCUUGGUUGCGGGUCAUUGUGGCUCUAGAAUUGGGGAAAGUGAACAUAUUCUGAAUUUUGGAGCUGAUUUGUAAUUCUUACUGAUAAUCCUGCAUCUCGUGAAAUUGUUUUGUGAAUUGCUUGAUGAGCAUUGGUAAUGCCUAUGCCCAUCAAAUGGGCAGGUUGGAUUGGGUUCAAAAAAUGGUCCAGCCUUAA
Eucalyptus grandis is the source of this 800-nucleotide messenger RNA. Its product is annotated as sm-like protein LSM36B. Gene Ontology annotation, cellular component: nucleolus; U4/U6 x U5 tri-snRNP complex; P-body. Gene Ontology annotation, biological process: mRNA splicing, via spliceosome; maturation of SSU-rRNA. Bases 266 to 541 code for a protein of 91 amino acids. The transcript has 5 exons. Gene Ontology annotation, molecular function: RNA binding. The record is from RefSeq and is a predicted model, not a curated record. NCBI's taxonomy places the organism in Eukaryota, Viridiplantae, Streptophyta, Magnoliopsida, Myrtales, Myrtaceae.